Aspergillus affinis is the source of this 1038-nucleotide messenger RNA. It is a transcript of the gene hrmA, whose product is annotated as protein hrmA. The transcript is spliced from 2 exons. The coding region runs from base 1 to 1038 and encodes 345 amino acids. Lineage: Eukaryota; Fungi; Ascomycota; Eurotiomycetes; Eurotiales; Aspergillaceae. The record is from RefSeq and is a predicted model, not a curated record.
AUGGCAUCCACAAUCUGGUCGCGUAUUUACAGCACAAAGCAAGAAUUCAACAAACGCCAGACAAUACCAGGAAGAUAUCUUACCACUCUCGAAGAGCGCUUAGCAAUUGUCUGUAAGCCACUAGAUCGUUUGCAGCGUGGCAAAGAGAGGCGAACAAUGCAGGAAUCUAGGUUCAUGUCCACCCUACGACGGGCUAAAAAGACAUAUGUCGACAUUCUGCAUGAAGAUCCUGACAUCUUCAUACCUUUCAUUCUCAAUGUUUCAGAGUAUGCCUGCAGAUCCUUCGAUGUAACGGAAUUUUGUCAACAACACAAGCGAGGGAGCCGUAUUAGCCUCAACAUGGACGCUAAAGAGAUUCUGGCAAGCAUAGCCACCAGAAAUAACAUUUCCAUGGAGCCAAACUACAGAAAACUGGAGAACUACCUGUUUCCGCAACCGAGACCUGUUACGCUAGCAGACAGCCAUGGCCAUUGGGGAUAUCUUGCGGCUAGCUGGGAAGCCACCUAUAAGCUUCUCGGCGACCAGAUAUGUCACGCCAUUGAGCUUUCUCCCGCGAGACUCAGCGAGCGGGUACCUUCAACCACAGACUGUGUGAGAAUGAGGUUUCCGCGGGAAAACUUCCAAGAUGUCUACCUGAUGUUGAAUGUUGGACUGCAUUACGACAUUAUCAAUACCUUGUUCCCACAUGCAGGACGAAAACUAGUUUCCAACCUCCAAGCAGACCCGCCCGUAAGUCAUGACUGGUCUAAUACGCAUGCCUCUACGCAGCCAGAAUGCUUCGACAAUGCACAUUUCACAAUCCUUGGAGCUUCUGUUACAGGUAUAUCCUUGAUUUUCUGCCCUGAAAUCUGCGCUGCCAUUGAAAAGAGCAAUCUACGAGCAUGGGAAAAGGAAAAUCUCCUCUCUGACACAACGGACUGCGUUACAAUGGAGGCAUAUCGUGGCAAGCCACACUACGGGAUAAUCUGUGGAAACGAUGGAUGUGUUGUGUAUUUGGUGGCCGAUGUGGCCAACUAUCUAAGAUAUCUAGCUUACUAA